Messenger RNA from Tinamus guttatus (white-throated tinamou), 1731 nucleotides. The record is from RefSeq and is a predicted model, not a curated record. Lineage: Eukaryota; Metazoa; Chordata; Aves; Tinamiformes; Tinamidae.
AUGGCCAGCGGCACGGCAGCCCUGGCGCUGCGCCUCGCGCUGCUCCUCGCCCUGCACGCCGCCGGUGAGCAGCUGCCAGGGCCGGCGCACGUGCGCUUUGCUGCCAACAUCGCGCAUCCCCUCCUGCGCUGGGAGCCGGGGCCUGACUCCCCCCGUGACGUGCGCUACGACGUGGAGCACGGCGUGUACGGCCCAGGAUUCUCCUGGACAGCUGUCCCGAGCUGCACCAGGAUCUUGGGGCACUCAUGCGACCUCACCUUCUACACGCUGGACCCGGAGCAGCGCUACUAUGCCCAGGUGCGAGCCGUGUCUGGAAACCGCACGUCCCCAUGGAAGAGGACCAGCUCCUUCUCCCCGAAGGAAGGUAGCCGGAGCCCGGGGCAGAGCCUCUCCGUGACAGGCAACACCAUCGUCGUGAAGCUGCAGCUGCUGCUCAAAGCCGGCAACAGCACCGUCAGAUACGAGGACAUCCAGAGGCACGCGCGGCGCUACAAGGUGUACGUCAGGCAGGCGCAGGACAACCGGAUGUACGAAGUGCUGGAGACCCAGCCAGAGUUCAACAUCAGCAACCUCUUCUGGGACACCGAGUACUGCGUGAGCGUGGAGCCCGAUGUGGCGAGCCGGCCGGUCCACACCAUGCGCACCGCUGAGCAGUGCGUCACGAUCGGCCGCCGGGACGAGAGCGCUGAGCUCCUCCUCAGCAUCGUGAGCAUCAUCUUCAUCACCAUGCUGCUGCUGCUUCUGCUGGGGAUGCUGCUGGUCUGCAUGUACAUAAAGAAGCCCGUGAGGCCACCAUCUGUGCUGAAGUCCUUCCUGAAGCAGGGCUCGCUCUGGGUGGAGCAGGAGUACUCCCCGUCGACACGGUCAGAGCCGGACCCAGUCCAGCAACUAUUCCUCUGCCAGAAGGCACCCCAGCAGCCCGGCACCUCCAUCACGGUGCUCCAGCAGAUGCCAGAGCAGGCCUGCGCGCUGGUGGCACGGCCCGAGCACCGGGCUCGCCUGCUGGGCCCCAGCACCGCGAGCGGUGGGGACUGCAGCGGCAGCAGCACCGACAGCGGCAUUUGCCUGCACAACUCCUCCCCGAAGCUGGGCAUGGCCUGCCAGCGCGCCGGGGUGCAGCCACCCGGCAGCGAGGACAGCGGCAUCAGCAUGGAGAGAGCCUCUCCCUGCCUGGAGCGCUACCAGACUGCGAAGGAAACACGUCCGCAACCGGCGGAGCAUGGCCCUCCUGCUGCCACCACAGGCGAGGACGGGCCCCAGGAGGUGCAGUUUCGGGGCUACCUGCAGCAGUGCAAGGGCACUGUGGAGCCCACGUGGGACAGAGGCAAGGAGCCACCCCUGUGGGGACACACGGGGCCUGUGCACGGCACGGAUGUCGUGCAGGACAUGGCCUGUGCUGAGCUGCCCGUGGCCAAGGGCUACAUGAAGCAGAGCCCUCCUGCUGGUCCCCAUGGUCACACACAGGACCUCAGAGCACCCGGCUCCUCAUGGCAGCCCCCUGCCUGGGGCUUUCCCAGCGAGCUGGGGCCCCUAGCACCAGAUGUGGCCAGCUGCGGGGGCUCCAUCGGUGGCCCCGAGCUUCUAAAAGCAUCUUUGGAGCUGGGCAUCUCCAGCAGCCCCUCGCUGGGGUCGCUGCCGCUCAUCUCCAGCCUCAGCACCAACACGUGGCUGUCACUGCAGCUGAACCCGCUGGGUGUGCUACAGGCAGGCAGCAAGGACAGCCGCCUCUAG